AUGUUUUCUCGACCUUCACAAGCCAGUGGCCAAGGCAAAGCCAGGGUCGACGAGCUUCUGUACAAGCUCCAGGCCGACCUGCAGGACGAAAAAUUGACUCCUGAAGCACGUCAGAGUCUAUUAGAGCAGCUCAAAGUCCUUGGGAGAGAUCCAUCAAAUUCUGAAUCUAUCUUUGCUAAGAAGGGGAUUGCAACCCUGUGUGAAUAUGGCUUUGACGUCGCUGAGCUAGAGGUUUCACAAGAAGCUCUGAGAUGUUUAGCUAACGCUAUGCUUCUACAAGAAGCCCCAAGACAAUAUCUGCUAGACUUAGGAUAUGGCGGCAAGGCAGCUGAAAGACUCAGGAUUGACGAUCGAAACGACGAAUUCCUCAUCUCUCGCAUCAUCUUCCUCCUGACGUACAAGACGACGGUCGACCUCGUGGAGCUCGUCGAAAAGCACGAACUAGCGAGCAGCAUCUGCAGAAACUUAGCUGGUCAUGCUGACAGGCUUGAUGACCCAACAAGUCAACAUGCUCACCCAAUGAACGAUAUGGCUUUGACAGAAACUCUGAAACUGCUGUACAAUGUAACAGCUAAUCAACCAGAGCUAAUAAUCAAGUUCGCGAGCUCUGUGCCAGACUUGUUCAGCAUUCUCUCUCACCAGAAGCUGCCUUCGCCGCCGUUGCAAGGGUCCGUUAGUGCUACCAUCAAUGCAUUGAUGAACAUGCAGAUAGCAAACGAAACCUCUCCUGACAAGGCACGAGUCGAUCAACUGAUUGACAUUCUUGACCUCUCGACGGAGGCAUAUUCGGAAUCGGAACUUGAGAGAACCGGAACUCCGCUAGUGUUGCUGUUGCGCAAGAUCCAGAGCAAAGCAUCACCAGAUGUGCGCGAACACAUGCAGUCUCUCUUAUUACCCAAUGAAGAGGCACGUUCCAAGCCUCUGGGUCAAGGCGACUCGUUGCCAUCUAGGCUACUUCGACUUUCCAUCUCUCCUGCUCAGACGAAACUGCGUGAGAGCAUCUCCGGUCUGUUCUAUGAGCUCUCUGACAGCAACCCAACAACAUUCAUCCACAACAUCGGAUAUGGUUACGCUGCUGGCUACCUCUCUACGCACAAGAUUGAGGUGCCUGAGACUAUGAUUAAGGCCGAUGCUCAGGACGCAGACAUAAACCCUGUCACUGGUCAACGUCGGGCUGCUGAACCGACGAAUCCCGAACCUGAGAUGACAGACGAAGAGAAGGAGCGUGAGGCUGAGAGAUUGUUUGUGUUGUUUGAGAGGUUGAAGGCUACUGGUGUUGUCGAUGUUGAAAACCCAGUGCAUCAAGCCAUGAGGGAGGGUCGCUUCGACAACUAA
This is a messenger RNA of Aureobasidium melanogenum CBS 110374, 1335 nucleotides long. RefSeq lists its product as uncharacterized. Lineage: Eukaryota; Fungi; Ascomycota; Dothideomycetes; Dothideales; Saccotheciaceae. Gene Ontology annotation, biological process: G protein-coupled receptor signaling pathway. Bases 1 to 1335 code for a protein of 444 amino acids. The transcript has 4 exons. Gene Ontology annotation, cellular component: cytoplasm. Gene Ontology annotation, molecular function: guanyl-nucleotide exchange factor activity; G-protein alpha-subunit binding. The record is from RefSeq and is a predicted model, not a curated record.